Mesocestoides corti is the source of this 2271-nucleotide messenger RNA. NCBI's taxonomy places the organism in Eukaryota, Metazoa, Platyhelminthes, Cestoda, Cyclophyllidea, Mesocestoididae. The record is from the annotation of a GenBank genome assembly.
CUGGAUAUGUGGUCCAUCGUUGUUUUUUAUGCUAUUUUUCUUCUGCAUUCUACUGUUGCCGAGGAAUGCGGCUACAGCCUCUGUCCGUCAACAAAAGACGACUACAUCAAUGUGCACAUCAUACCACACACUCACGACGAUGUUGGUUGGUUAAAAAAUAUUGAUCAGUACUACUUCGGUGACGCAACCUGGUACCAAACGGCCGGAGUACAGUAUAUUCUGGAUUCUGUGAUGCAGGCUCUGUCAAUUAACCCCGAAAGGAAAUUCACCUACGUUGAGAUGGCCUUCUUUGAGCGUUGGUGGCGAAUGCAGAAUUCGGCGAUGCGAGAGCUGGUUCACCAACUCGUUCGAAACGGUCAGCUGGAAUUCGCGCUAGGUGGUUGGACUAUGAACGACGAAGCAGUGGUGCACUACGGUGACUCCAUCGACCAAUUGACCAGAGGUCUGGCGUUUCUCAACGCCACCUUCGGUGAGUGCGGCAGACCACGCGUGGCCUGGCAGAUCGAUCCAUUCGGCCACGCGAGGGAGCAGGCUCGUGUCUUCCUCGACGCCGGCUUCGAUGGGGUCUUUUUCCAGAGAAUGGACUUCCGUGAGAAGCGCACUCGACUCAAGAACCGGGAGAUGGAGGUGCUGUGGCGGGCUGACCCUAGCGACAACACAACCGGCCUCUUCACUCACAUGCUCUACCAGAGCUACUGUUCACCGCCGGGCUUCUGUUUCGAUUCCAAAUGCAACGAUCCCCCCAUGGUAGUGGAUCCACUCGCCACCAACUACAAUGUGCCUUCGCGUGUCGCCCAGUUCCUCGAAUACGCUCGAUCUGUCGCCAGAAGCUACGCCACCAACCACAUCUUCGUGCCGAUGGGUUGUGACUUCACGUUUGAAAAUGCCAAUGAAAACUUCGUCAAUCUGGACAGGCUAAUUGAGCACGUGAAUGCCCAACAAAGGUCGACGGACAUGCCCGUUCGUUUGCUAUACUCCAGUCCAACGUGCUACACCAAGGCGGUGAAUGAUGCCUUCAACAAACGGGGCACGAUUCCCGAUCGUCAAGGCGACUUCUUCCCCUACGCCAGCGCCUCCAACACCUACUGGACUGGAUACUUCACCAGCCGACCAGCACAGAAGUACAUGGUGCGUCAGGCAUCGGGUCUCCUCUCUGCCUGUGAACAAGUAAUCAACCCAGAUGAUGUCGUAGACCACCUUCGACGGAUGAUGGGAGUUAUGCAACACCACGACGCGAUAACUGGUACUGAAAAACAACACGUCUCCGACGACUACCGACUGCGGCUAUUCAGCGCUAUGCGUGGUUGCCAAAAUCUUGUCGCGUCAGUUGCUGACACCCUAUUUGAUCGAACAGCGACAUUCCAGACUUGCGACGCUCUGAACGUCUCGGUGUGCAGUCCUGCCACCAGGAAAGACGACCUUCCCGACGCGAUCGUCGCGGUCUACACCCCCCUAGCGUGGGACGACUUCCAGCCGUGGAUGCGGCUUCCACUGCACGCUACGAAGGAACAAGCCGACGCCCAAUUCCGGCCAGCUGAUCGAGUCACCGAUGUGUACGCCUCUCUGCCCAAUCACCGAUGGAGCCGCAAAUUCUAUCUUCCUGUGUCAGAGGUACACCCCAUCGAAGCCAGCUACUAUCCCGUCGUGAAUCGCAUCAUGUUGAAGGGCACGGAGUACGCGUUCGCCGUCUACACUGAUAGGUCUGAGGGCGGAUCCAGUCUUGCCGAAGGCGAGGUGGAAUUAAUGCUGCACAGAGCCACCGUGUCUGACGACGGUCUGGGAGUUGGGGAGCCCCUAACGGAGCGUGUCUUUGGUCAAGGACUUGCAGUGAAGGGGGUGCACAGACUCCUGCUAGAUACACUGCCGAAUGUUGAGAGACUGGAUCCUCGAAUGGCACAGGAGGUUUCAAGGCCGCCAACCUUCCUCUUUCGUAACCGCGCGAAUGAGACCUUUGACGCGAACAAGAAAGUAUCACUUUUACACAAGGCCCUUCCACACGGUCUGCACUUGCUAACUGCCCAGCAAUGGAAGCAAUUUCUGGUGCGCCUCCAACACAUCGCUAUCCCCGGAGAUGGACCAAUCGAAUUCGACCUCAAGGACGCCUUUACGGUGGGCCGCGUUGUCGAGGCAACCGAACUCUCCUUGACAGCCAAUCAGUUGGCUUCAGCCGCUAGAGCAAACAGUAAACGGAGAUUCGAGGCGAGUUUGAAUGGCACCCUCCUCAAAAUCCAACCUGGUGAAAUCAAAACACUCCUUUUGAAAUUGGAGUGA